UCUGACCCUACUAGGCUUCCGUACUCCUGACGCCUCUGAGCCGCCGUCACAGCGGUGCUAGCCCCGCUAGCUGCUGUUUACCGGGCGAGUGUUCAAUCACCACCACAACAACAACAACAACAACAACAACAGCAACAAUGGCGGGCGUGCACCCGCAGGACGACCUGCUGAAGAUGACCCACCGGGAGAACUGGAGGGUGCAGCACGAGCGCCUCCACGUGAAGCACCGUGGUCAUGAGGCGAUGCACGCUGAGAUGGUGAUGAUCCUCAUCGCCACGCUGGUGGUGGCUCAGAUCGUCCUGGUGCAGUGGAAGCAGCGGCACCACCGCUCCUACAACCUGGUGACGCUGGUCCAGAUGUGGGCGGUGCCGCUCUACUUCACCAUCAAGCUGUACUGGUGGAGGUUCCUCUCCAUGUGGGGGAUGUUCUCCGUCAUCACCAGCUACGUCAUCUUCAGGGCCACCCGCCGGCCGCUGUCCUGCAGGACGCCCAGGAUGGUGUACAAGUGGUUCCUGCUGGUCUACAAGCUGAGCUACGCCGUGGGGGUCCUGGGCUACCUGGCCAUCAUGUUCACCAUGUUCGGCUUCAACGUGUUCUUCAGGAUCAAGGCGGAGGACUCGAUGGACGUGGGCGUGAUCAUGCUGUUCUACGGACUCUACUACGGCGUCAUGGGCCGAGACUUCGCCGAAAUCUGCUCCGACUACAUGGCCUCCACCGUCGGGUACUACAACAAGGGCGGCAUGCCCAGCAGGAAUCUGACGGACGACAUCUGCGCCGUGUGCGGUCAGAGGAUCCUGGUGGAGGUGGAGGAGGAGGGCAUCAUCGAGGACACCUACCAGCUGUCCUGUGGACACAUCUUCCACGAGUUCUGCAUCCGCGGCUGGUGCAUUGUGGGUAAGAAGCAGACGUGUCCGUACUGCAACGAGAAGGUGGACUUGAAGAGGAUGAUGAACAACCCCUGGGAGAAGACCCACGUCCUGUACGGGCAGCUGCUGGACUGGCUCAGAUACCUGGUGGCCUGGCAGCCCGUUAUCAUCGGCAUCGUCCACGGGAUCAACUUCACCCUGGGCCUCGAGUAGAGCCACGCACCCCCCCCCCUGGGUCCCGGGUCCCUCGGGGGUCUGGAGGACUUCGUCUCCGGCAGACCGAUCCCAGGCGGUCUGGGUCUCCGUGAUGCCAACUUGAACAAAGCCGUGGAAGCACAGAUCCAGUAUUUGGUCGUUUGGAGUCGAGUCCUGAGCCGAAGGAAAGGUCCCGGUUCCACGUCCCGGUUCCACGUCCCGGUUCCACGUCCCGGUUCCACGUCCCGGUUCCACAUCCCGGUUCCACUCGGUGCCGGAUCGCCAAAAGGCCUUUUUUCUAAACCUCGCUGCUGGUUCUGCUGACCCUUCAGUUUGAAGGACUCGAUGACAGGGAGGACACGUUCUGGCCAAAUUGCCGCGUUUACAUUUCAUGCAACUUUUCGUUUGUUACAAGUUUUCUUUUGGAUCCUCGGUUCCUGUUUUUAAGCUCAAGUUGACGCUAAAUGCUCAAUUAUUGUAGUCAGAAUGUCACAAUUAUGUUUCUAAACGCGGCUGAAUGGACGACACUCAAACUUCCCAUCCGGAAUAAAUAAAUAUAUAUAUAUAUAU
Cyclopterus lumpus (lumpfish) is the source of this 1631-nucleotide messenger RNA. It is a transcript of the gene rnf175, whose product is annotated as ring finger protein 175. Gene Ontology annotation, molecular function: metal ion binding; ubiquitin protein ligase activity. NCBI's taxonomy places the organism in Eukaryota, Metazoa, Chordata, Actinopteri, Perciformes, Cyclopteridae. The transcript has 9 exons. Gene Ontology annotation, cellular component: endoplasmic reticulum membrane; Golgi membrane. The record is from RefSeq and is a predicted model, not a curated record. Bases 138 to 1079 code for a protein of 313 amino acids.